Molecule: messenger RNA, 574 nt
Organism: Phymastichus coffea
Lineage: Eukaryota; Metazoa; Arthropoda; Insecta; Hymenoptera; Eulophidae
Gene: RpS27A
Product: ubiquitin-ribosomal protein eS31 fusion protein
Exons: 4
Coding region: 45-515 (156 amino acids)
Biological process (GO): modification-dependent protein catabolic process; protein ubiquitination; translation
Cellular component (GO): ribosome; nucleus; cytoplasm
Molecular function (GO): protein tag activity; ubiquitin protein ligase binding; structural constituent of ribosome
Source: RefSeq, a predicted model, not a curated record
UUCCUUUCUGUAUCCGCAUGGCGUGUGUAUAGGGCAGCCUCAUCAUGCAGAUUUUUGUUAAAACAUUAACGGGCAAGACCAUCACUCUUGAGGUUGAAGCCUCUGAUACAAUCGAAAAUGUCAAAGCAAAGAUCCAAGACAAAGAAGGUAUUCCACCUGAUCAGCAAAGGUUGAUCUUUGCUGGUAAACAACUUGAAGAUGGAAGGACGCUGUCUGAUUACAACAUACAGAAAGAAUCCACACUUCACCUUGUGCUUCGUCUGCGUGGUGGUGCUAAAAAGCGCAAGAAGAAGAAUUACUCUACUCCAAAAAAGAUUAAACAUAAGAAGAAGAAAGUCAAACUCGCUGUAUUAAAAUUCUACAAGGUUGAUGAAAACGGUAAAAUUCACCGUUUGAGACGAGAAUGCCCCUCUGAACAGUGUGGAGCUGGAGUUUUUAUGGCUGCGAUGGAAGACAGGCAUUACUGUGGAAAGUGCGGAUACACCCUUGUUUUCAACAAACCCGAGGACAAAUGAGUACGGAGUAUAUAAUCUGUAUUUACUUUUAUUAUAAUAAAUUUAAGUAAAAAUUACCA